AUGAGUCCCGACAAGGUGGUUAGCAAUGGCGGCAGUGGUGGUCAUCAGAAGGUAUCCGCCUUGCCACCUUCCUCCUCCUCCUCCUCAUCCUCCUCAACCUCCACUUCGACCUCUUCAACUCCUUCUUCGAGUUCAACUGACGUGAAGACAACUAAUGGAAAGACCAACGGAAGCUCGCCCACUCCACCACCACCAGGGGCAACCACUCAGCAGCUGCUUCCCCUGAACAGCUCUCCAGUACCUCCACAGUUUCGAAAGCGCAGCUCGACGACGGUGCCGCCGAUGGUGCACCGCAGCACCGGUGGCGCCAGCAUCAUCAACAAUCCCAAUGAGCACAUCGUCUACCGGCUCGUCCUUACCGGCGGCCCCUGCAGCGGCAAGACCACCGGCCAGGCGCGACUCUCCACCUUCUUCGAAAAUCUCGGCUGGAAGGUCUACCGUGUACCGGAAACGGCCACCACUUUGUUUAGCGGCGGCAUCCGCUUCCCCGACAUGACCCAGGAGGAGGGCGAAAAGUUCCAGGAGAACUUGAUCAAGGUGAUGAUCGCCAUGGAGCGGACCUUCUUCACGCUGGCCAGCACCUGCAAGCAAAAUUGCAUCGUCAUCUGCGACCGGGGCAUCAUGGACGCCACCGCCUACAUGAGCAAGGAGAGCUGGGAGAAGGUGCUGAAGGGGAACGGGUGGAAUGCGGUGGAGCUGCGGGAUAACCGCUACAAUCAGGUGGUCCAUCUGGUGACCUCGGCCAGCGGAGCGGAGGCGUACUACAACUGCGAGGACAAUCCCUGCCGGACGGAGGGGCUGGAGCAGGCACGGGAGCUGGAUCGCCGGACUGCGGAGGCCUGGGUCGGCCACCCGUACAUCGACGUGAUGGACAACAGCACCGACUUUGACACGAAGAUGCGGCGGAUGAUCUCGGCGGUGUGUCGGAGGAUCGGUCUGCAGGCGGGCGACCGCCANAAGUUCCUGGUGCGGACGCCGCUGCCGCCCGAGUCGGCCUUUCCCAGCUACCAGGACUUUGACGUGGUGCACGACUACCUGAUCACAGCCAAUCCGAAGAUUCAGUCGCGGCUGAGGAAGCGAGGGCAGAGCGGCAAUUGGAGCUACCAGCACACGGUGAGGCGGUCGGCGGGAAGCGGCGGUGACCGGGAUGGCAGUUCGCAGCUGGUCGAACUGCGUCGGCAGAUUAGCCACCGGGAUUAUGUGACAAUGCUGGCGCAGCGCAGCAACAACCACCACACUGUCUACAAGGUUCGACGGUGCUUUCUCUGGCAGCAGACCUACUUUCAGCUGGACAUCUACCGCCAGCCGUGCAACAGCCGCUGCGUCGGCCUGGUCAUCCUCGAGACGUACACGACGCUCAGCGCCGAGGAGCUCAGUCUGCCGCCUUUCUUAGGGAUUGUCCGCGAGGUGACCCAUGACACCGAGUUCAGCAUGUACAACCUCUCUUCGAUGUCCCGCUGUCCCAGUGGGGGUGAUGGUGGAAAAA
Messenger RNA from Rhagoletis zephyria (snowberry fruit fly), 1486 nucleotides. RefSeq names its product TRPL translocation defect protein 14-like. The record is from RefSeq and is a predicted model, not a curated record. Gene Ontology annotation, molecular function: GTP binding; phosphatidylinositol binding; phosphatidic acid binding. Lineage: Eukaryota; Metazoa; Arthropoda; Insecta; Diptera; Tephritidae. Gene Ontology annotation, biological process: photoreceptor cell maintenance.